AUGAAGCGAGCUCUUCCUUUGGGGCUGGGCGUCUUGGCCCUGGUCACUACCAUUGCGCUCAUAUGCGAUGGCAUUGUUCUGGCCGUUCAGACGACGAAAGGAUCCUCGGUAUGGGCUACAUCAAUCAUCGCCACCAUACUCGAGGCCAUCGUCCUGAGCAUGCUGGCAUGGUUCGUUUUGACGACCUGUUCACAAGCGCUCGCGACCCUCCUCCGACGCUCAUCGCCAAGACGUCUCGCCGCCUCAUUCACUCUCGCAGGUAUUGCUUGUCUCUUUGCGUCAGCCAUGGUCAUCGCUACCAUCGUUUGUCUGAGCAACGAACCCGGAGCUGUCGGCCCUCACAGGUCUAGCCAAGCUCAACUCGGUGCCACUGCCACCAUUCUCGCCGUUGCGGUCGCCUGUCAACUGGGCUUCCUUGCUGCGCACUACUUCCUUUGCCGACGGACCGACAAUCAAGACGACGCAGCCGCGCACAACGAUGCCGAGCUUCGUUCAUCGCCAACCUCACGGCUCAAGUCGGUCCCGUACAGUCGCACCCGGCCUUCCCUCGCCAAAAAUCAAGAGACAGAUUCCAAGAGUUCGAUGGAGAGUGGAUUCACGGAGGAGCUCAAGGCAGGCUAUCAAGGCGUCUCGUCUCCCCGGCCUUCCUUGUCACCUUCUUUGCACCACGCCUCUUCAAAGACAAAACUAGCACCGUUGCCGGAGAAGCAGCGCCCUCAGUCGCUGGAAACGGUACGCCAGAGGCCCAGUGCUGACGGGUCGGACAAAUCAUCAUUGUACAGUCGGCAUACACAAGACCUGCCAUCGCCUGGCCUCGUCAAGCCGCGUCUCCUCGAGACGAUACCGGCCAGCCCGACCGUGGCCAAUGACCCUGCCAUGAGCCUUGCCGCAGACCUCGAACCCCCUCCUCCCAUCAUGCAACGCAGCCGCAGUUUCAGCCCCGUUGGCGAGGAGCGCAGAUCACGACAACGGACCCAGUCACCAGCACCCUCCGCCGAAGAAGCCAACAUCCACCCCUUGUUCCGAUCAGAUUCGCCAACGCCGCCACCGUUGGCAUCGUCCGGGACUAGCGUCGUAGCGUCUCCGGACGCCGGCAAGAUAAUUCCUCACCGCCCAAGCAUGCAGUCUAUGCGGCGCCUACGCAGCAGUAGCUCAGCAUCCACAUUGAGUCCCCUUAGUCGCCGAAAUUCUCUCGAGGCACCAAGCAUCAAGAAGCCUCGGGAUGAGCAGGGCAGUAUCCUUGAAGUGGAUGAGGAGAGCGCGGCGGACACGGAUGUCGAGAUCCUCCCUCCGAUCCCCGACUUUGUGAUGGGCGCAGGCAACCGACACAGCUUGACGCGCUACAACAGCAAAAAGUCAGAGCACGAGCAGAGCUGA
Emericellopsis cladophorae is the source of this 1377-nucleotide messenger RNA. RefSeq lists its product as uncharacterized. The transcript has a single exon. NCBI's taxonomy places the organism in Eukaryota, Fungi, Ascomycota, Sordariomycetes, Hypocreales, Bionectriaceae. Bases 1 to 1377 code for a protein of 458 amino acids. The record is from RefSeq and is a predicted model, not a curated record.